Molecule: messenger RNA, 1500 nt
Organism: Phytophthora sojae
Lineage: Eukaryota; Oomycota; Peronosporomycetes; Peronosporales; Peronosporaceae
Exons: 1
Coding region: 1-1500 (499 amino acids)
Molecular function (GO): aminoacyltransferase activity
Source: RefSeq, a predicted model, not a curated record
AUGUCCGGCCGCAGACUGCAGGAGAAGCUGGAGAAGAAGCGCCGACUCGAGGCCACCGGCAACAAGGACAUCGCCAAGCUCGAGGCCUACUUCGGCACGUCCAUGGAGGUGAACCUGGCCAGCCUGCCCACUGUGGGCGUGCACACGCCUUCCUCCUGGCCGGGCCCGUACUGGCCCACGUACCAGGACAGCAUCAACGUGAUCUGGAGCCCCGGUGAGCCAAGUGCCGCCGAGAAGUACGCGACGGCCUUCGGUCUGGACGUGACGGACUUCAUGGACAAGGUGUCCAAGGACAACGGCAUCGACUCGAUGAGCAGCCACACGGUCUGCUCCUUGGAUAGCGACUGCUCCUCGCUCACGGACGGCAGCUCGUGCGCCAUCCGCACCGGCAAGAGCUCGGGCUACUGCAUCCCGACCUGGUACGGCAUCUGCCACGCCUGGACGCCUGCUUCCAUGCUUGAGGAGGAGCCGCGCUGCGCGGUGACGUACAACGGCGUGACGUUCCAGCCGCUGGACAUCAAGGCUCUGCUGUCGGACGUGUACGACGGCGCCACCGUCUCAACGGUGUUCACCGGCACGCGUUACAACGGCGGCACCGACUCGACCGACGAGUACGGCCGUCAUUCGAGCGACUCGUACCGCGACCUGAACCCCGCCUACUUCCACAUCGCGGCUACCAAUCUGCUGGGCAAGCUCAACGCCACGUUCAUCGCCGAUGUCACCGCCGGCUCGGAGGUGUGGAACCAGCCCGUGCGUGGUUUCAAGGUGUACGAGCAGACCAACAUGACGCUGGAGGAGGCCGCGAGCACCUUCUACGGACUGGAGGAGUACCCGUGGAACUCGGCCGCCAAGAGCAUCGUGUACGUCAAGACGCGUCUGUCGUGGAUCUUCGAGACCUACACGGACGGCGCGCUCGUGUCGACCGGCAAGGUGGACUCGUACACGACCGGCGCCUACUACUACUACAUCCUGGAGAUGGAUGACGACGGAAACAUCAUCGGCGGUGAGUGGGUCUACGACUCGGACGACGACCACCCGGACUUCAUCUGGUUCCCCAAGGCCAAGCCCGCCGCGGACACCGUGACUAGCAUCGGUCUGAGCUACGCCGACGUGAGCCUGCUGCUGCAGAAGUCGGUGGCUUGCGAGGGCUCGUCCUCCGGCUCGACGGCUGCCGGCUCGGCUGAAUCUUCCACUUUGGCCUCCAACGUGGCCUCGAGCUCGGGCUCGACUGCGUUCUCGAGCCAGCCCGGCUCGGCCUCAGCUGCGUCCACGGCCGCUUCCACCGCUGGCAGCAACAAUGCCGCUACGGUGGCGCCUGUGACGGAGGCCCCCGCUGCUACUGAGGCCCCUGUCGCCACGGAGGCCACCACCACCAACACGUGGGCUACUACUGCGCCAGCCGCGACCAUGGCUACUCCUUCGACCAACCAGUGGACGCACAACAGCCAGGGCAGCGGCAACAAUCAGGGCUCGUGGCUGUCCUUCUUCCACUGGUGGUAG